Tilletiopsis washingtonensis is the source of this 688-nucleotide messenger RNA. RefSeq lists its product as hypothetical. Gene Ontology annotation, biological process: transcription initiation at RNA polymerase II promoter; positive regulation of translational initiation; nuclear-transcribed mRNA catabolic process, deadenylation-dependent decay. The coding region runs from base 36 to 602 and encodes 188 amino acids. The transcript has 4 exons. Gene Ontology annotation, molecular function: nucleotide binding; translation initiation factor binding. Gene Ontology annotation, cellular component: P-body; RNA polymerase II, core complex. Lineage: Eukaryota; Fungi; Basidiomycota; Exobasidiomycetes; Entylomatales. The record is from RefSeq and is a predicted model, not a curated record.
CGUCCUUCUCACCACCACCCUCCCCCUCGCCCUCCAUGUUCGGCGCCGUGCGUCCCAACUCGCUGGCCGCGCGCCGCCAGCUCGCGAGCCGCGAAGAGGCCGAGGACGCGGCGCUCGGCAAGUUCGGCCUCGAGUUCAACGAGACCGAGGCCAACCGCGCCGCCGGCGGUGCGCUGACGAUCGCCGAGGCGCGCCUGCUGCUCGAGCGCGAGCGCGCCGAGGAGAAGCGCGACGAGGAGCCGGGCGGGCGCGACCCGAUGACGAUGCCCGUCUUCCAGAAGUGCCACGAGUACGUGACGCUCUUCUCGCGCUUCCGCGACGAGGACACGGUGCGCCGCGUGCGCCAGGACCUCAUCGAGCACGACUACCGCACCGCGCAGUGGGACGACGACGGCCGCCCGCGCAUCGAGACGGCCGAGGAGGAGGAGGACGAGAAGGACCGGCUGCGGCUGACGCGCUUUGAGAUGGCACAGCUCGCGAAUUUGUCCAUCGAGGAUGUCGAGGAGGCCGUCACGCUGAUUCCUACGCUCGCGCCCAAGGACCAUGCGCAGCUCGAGGAUCUCCUCUCCACGCUGUCUGCCAAGCGGCGCUUCCAGAACUGAGCGCGGCGCUCGCUCCACUUCGCCCCUCGCACGUCUCCUGCUCCGCUCAACCACUUGUACUUCUAGCAAUGCCAUCACCUCUGCCC